Messenger RNA from Clarias gariepinus (North African catfish), 1590 nucleotides. Its product is annotated as scavenger receptor cysteine-rich type 1 protein M130. Lineage: Eukaryota; Metazoa; Chordata; Actinopteri; Siluriformes; Clariidae. The transcript has 5 exons. The coding region runs from base 217 to 981 and encodes 254 amino acids. Gene Ontology annotation, cellular component: membrane. The record is from RefSeq and is a predicted model, not a curated record.
GAGGACUUACAUUGUUAAGAUGAACAGAAAGCAACGAAAGUGGUAUUAAUUUAGCUCAUUAAUUCAACUUCUUUAUUGUCGUGUGUUUGUGAUAGAAGUGAUAUUUAACAUACAUUUUGACCAGUCACAGAGACAGGAACUGACCAAAAAAUCAACUCCACCUCUUCAAUUGCGCAGAAAAAUACCACCAGCUUUUAUCAUUACACCACAGCAGCAAUGGACAUUAAUAGUAAACGGAAUGACGCUUCAAAGAUCACCAUGCUGAGAGUCAUUUUCAAUUUAAUCCUUGUCAGUGUUCUUGGAGCAUUUCUGCUGACUGAGGGUGAGACAAUACAACUUGCUGGUAGCAAUCACUUCUGCACUGGUAGAGUGGAAGUCUAUUAUAAUAACCAGUGGGGAGGAGUGUGUGAUAAUGGCUGGAACAUGACUGCUGCACAGGUGGUGUGUAGACAGCUUGGAUGUGGUAAAGCUAUCAACAUUCCUCAAAGUGCCAGCUUUGGUCAGAGAAGUGGCCCAAUAUGGAUGAAUAAUGUUCGCUGUUCUGGAAGUGAAAGCAACAUCACACAGUGCUCUCAUAAUGGAUUUAAAAAUCACAGCUGUGUCAAUGGCAAUGAUGCUGGUGUCAUUUGCUUAGCAUCUCUGGCUCCCUACAUUGCUAUUGCAGUAACAUCAGUAGUGCUUUUUAUCUCGGUUCUAGUCAUCAUUUGCAUUGUGAAAAUUAAGAAGAAACGGAAAUUUCAUGUGGCUAACAAAACAGAGGCAAAGUUCACCAAAAACACAUACGAGAAUCCCCAGUGCGAGACUAAUGAAGAAGAGAUUGACGAUGAAGCUGAUUAUGAAAACGCAGAAAUGACUUUCCAACAGAAGGAGGAUUCAGAAACUUCGGAUAAUGACUAUGUUAAUGUUGGUGAUGAUGAACAAAGACGUGAUGUGGACAAUGACUGUAAUGAUGGAGAUAUUUAUGCAAACUGUGAAGCAUAGUUAAACAAUAACAAGGUUAAAUUGGAUUAGUUUUCAUUGUCAUAAACAUAAAACUUUGUUGUUGUUUUUCUUACUGGUUUUCCUACACACUUACCUUACUACUUGACAAAAUGUAUUUAAAAUAGUUAUUAUUAUAAUAAUAAAUAUUUAACUGCAUUAGAGUAAAAUGAUCAGUCAUUGAUGACAAACUAAUAACGUGAGGUUUUACAUGAAUUUUUUAUUGUUACUAAUUAUAAAUACUUAAAACAGUCAUUAAUGAAUAAAGUCAGAACUUGUUGCUAUUGUUUGAAUCUUUUUCUAAUGAAAUUUAAUUUUAUGUUUUAAACUAAUAUUGCAUAAUUUUGAUAAAAAGAUAAAAGUAUAAUGAUCCGAUAAACGAUAGUCAGUGAGGAAAUUUCUACAGAACAUGAUUUUUUUUUUCAAUUUGCCAUUCUGCACAAUCAUUUGCAUACUGUUCUGUUCACUACUUCCCCAUUAAUUUCCCUCCUAUUCUCCUUAUAACAUAUAAUUUAUUGUUUUGCAUUAAUAUUAUACAUACUGUAUACAGUGGGAUACAAAACAACCUUGGUAAAAUUUGCAUUAAUCACAUUUAAACUUAUAUCCAUAGUA